AUUCCGUGGUCUGUUGGGAGUCGUAGUUUUGGUCCGUAGUUUCUCCUCCCGCCCCGGACAGCACACCGCCCUUUCCGGAUUAAGGUCCAGGAAAUGUACGCCACGGGCGGGCGGCGCUACUGGCCUGCAGUGUUGACAAGUCGCUUAGCAACCGGGAGGCUUACCUUUGGGAGCUAGCAGCUUUAGUGACUGUCGGGCCCUCCUCCCACUCCUCCCUUCCCUAAACUCCCUUCACCUAGGAGCUGCCAAACAUCUGGAUCAACCUGGGCACUACGAGGGGUUGAAUUUCUACCAGUAAGGCGCCUUUUUAGAUUUUUUUUUUUCCGACCUCUUGCUCACAUCCAAAAAGCCCACUGAAUUCUUUUACUACACUUUUUAUGAGAACAAGGCAUUUUCUAGGAAGAUGGUGGCAGAAAAAGAGACCCUCAGUUUAAACAAAUGCCCAGACAAGAUGCCGAAGAGGACCAAGCUGCUGGCACAACAGCCGCUCCCGGUGCACCAGCCUCACUCCUUGGUUUCUGAGGGCUUCACAGUCAAAGCCAUGAUGAAAAAUUCAGUCGUGCGAGGGCCUCCAUCUGCAGGAGCUUUUAAAGAAAGACCAACCAAGCCUACAGCAUUUCGAAAAUUUUAUGAGCGAGGAGACUUCCCAAUUGCCCUUGAGCAUGAUUCCAAAGGAAACAAAAUAGCCUGGAAGGUAGAAAUUGAGAAGCUGGAUUACCAUCAUUAUCUGCCUCUGUUUUUUGAUGGGCUUUGUGAAAUGACAUUUCCCUAUGAGUUUUUUGCUCGGCAAGGAAUCCAUGACAUGCUGGAACACGGGGGGAACAAGAUUCUACCUGUCAUUCCACAGCUCAUUAUCCCGAUAAAAAAUGCCUUAAACCUCCGAAAUCGACAAGUCAUCUGUGUGACACUCAAAGUCCUCCAGCAUCUGGUUGUGUCGGCAGAGAUGGUGGGUGAAGCUUUAGUGCCCUACUAUCGUCAGAUCCUCCCCAUCCUGAACAUCUUCAAGAAUAUGAAUG
Heterocephalus glaber (naked mole-rat) is the source of this 1016-nucleotide messenger RNA. RefSeq names its product parkin coregulated (gene Pacrg). Gene Ontology annotation, cellular component: vesicle; cytosol; neuron projection. Gene Ontology annotation, molecular function: Hsp70 protein binding; Hsp90 protein binding. The record is from RefSeq and is a predicted model, not a curated record. NCBI's taxonomy places the organism in Eukaryota, Metazoa, Chordata, Mammalia, Rodentia, Bathyergidae.